Molecule: messenger RNA, 2196 nt
Organism: Heterobilharzia americana
Lineage: Eukaryota; Metazoa; Platyhelminthes; Trematoda; Strigeidida; Schistosomatidae
Source: the annotation of a GenBank genome assembly
AAGUCAAUUCUUCGCGCUCGUUUCUGAGACUUGUGUAACGGUCUUGGCUCAUGUUGGAUUUCGGUAGUUUAUGGAUAAUUACUUGUAUGAUUUCUUGUGUUAGCCCUAGUAUUUUUGAUACAAUUAUACAAGGUCAUUUAGAAGACGGAUAUCAAGUUUUUCAUUGUGGAUGCGUAUAUCUAGGAGGUGUUCCAUUAGGGGAAACAUUUGUACUAAUAUUUCAUGGCGUGCAUUGUCGUACAUGCUGGUGCGGGGUACCAUUCCAAAUCCAAAGAAAAGAAAUACAAUAAAUUAUGUUCUGAAGCGUGUUUGCUUGCUGCUGAACUGCUUUCAGUCGAGCAUAAAAGUGCUGUUGAUGCUGUGGAGGCAGCUGUUGCUUACCUAGAAGAUUGUCCAUUGACCAAUGCAGGAAUCGGUAGUAAUCUAACAAUCAACGGGUUUGUUGAAUGUGAUGCAGGUAUAAUGACUGGCUCUGCCCUCCGGUUUGCUGGGAUUGGUGCUGUUCAAAAUAUUAGAAAUCCCAUAAAGGUUGCAAGACUUCUUCUGCAGUCACAGAUUGACUAUCCUUUAGGUGAACUGGGACGCGUCCCCCCAUCUCUCCUUGUUGGUGAUGGUGUUCAUUUGUGGGCGGCCUCAAAGGGAUAUUCUGUUGAUAACUGUAACCUUAUUACUAAAGCUUCACAGUUAUCUUGGGAAAAAUACAAAAGUUGGUUACGCAGUGAAGGUAAAAUGGAUGCAGUUAUGAGCAACUCUCAUAUUACAUCUCAUUAUGAUUAUUCUUCUGAAUCUAAGAAAUCUCGCGUUGAUACUGUAGGUGCUGUGUGUAUUGAUUUGAAAGGGAACAUUGCUUCUGCGGCAUCUAGUGGUGGUAUUGCAAUGAAAUAUGAAGGGCGUGUCGGCCAGGCGUGUACAUAUGGUUGUGGUUGCUGGGCCGAAGAACUGAGUCAGUUUUCUCGAAUCGGUGUUGUCACUUCAGGUACAGGAGAGCAACUCGUAAGGACUCAGCUCGCUCAGCGUUCUGCUGAACGAUUCAAUGGUUCCUCAGUUUGUGUUUCAGAUGCAGUUCAGUCAUCUCUCAUUGAAGGAUUUCUAAACUCAAAAUAUCUUUCGUUGGAUUCGGAAAAUUUGCUGGGAUAGCUGGAGUGUAUGCGGAUUUUGAACGUACCAGUCACCCUGUUAUGGAGAUAUUUUUCGGUCACUCAACAAGAUCAAUGAGUAUUGGUCAUUAUUUGCCUAGUAUCAUGACAAAACCAACUGUUCGCAUAACGCGUAAACAAAUCGACAAACCUAUAUACGUGGAGGUUUCCUCGUAUUGCUUAUAACUUCACCCAGAGUUACUGUGAAAUGAGUUAUCUCUAUGCUUUCGAUAUGUGCUCAUGAAUCCGUUGGAAGUUACUCAUCGCUUGUCAAUACAAACGGAUCACCAUGUGAUGAUCUCGAGGCAGCGAGAAAACAUGUUCAGUUGGUCAGAUUCAUACAAAAACUGGCGUUAAUCCUGUCGGUUGAAAACUUUGAGUUGGAUUAUAUGGGGAUUCUACGCAUGAAAUAGCUUACAGAUUGUGCAAUAUUUGUUUUCUGAUGUUGACUUUUUGAAUUGAUUGACUGAGUGUUCCAUAACUUCUGUAUCCUUCUACCAAAAUCAAAAGUCUGAUAAAUGUUCUUUACUAUGUAUAGGAAAGUGGCGUAUUCAACCAUACUGUCACUUAUUGAUCCAUAUGCUCUAAUUCCCAUCUCCUAUCUUUCGGUCAUUUAGAAGACGUAAUUCCUUCUCAUCACAUAGUAGGUGCUAUCCACAAUCUUAAACUCAUAUUUGGGAGUUUAAUUUGUUUUUUGAAGUUUCAGUUUUGAAGUCAAACUGCUACUCUAGACUUCAGGAUAAGAGUUGUGUCAAUUUUCGCGUUAUGAAAAAUGGAGUAGAUGCUCUUCAAUCAACAAGCAAAUAUAAUCAGCGUAGAAUUUGGUAAAUUUGUGUUUCUACUUGUCAUGUUUCUGAAAUGGGGAUCGAGAAAAAACCCUAGUCUGGAGAGCGGCCAAUCAAAAUGCAAUUUAUAUUGUCACGUCUAUAGUUAGACAGACACGGUGGAUCAGCCAGUCAAUAGUAUUAUUUUGAACAGCGAACUACCUAUAUAUUAACUGUAUUUUUCCUCUUUUUGGGUCUUCGGUCUUUUCUACCCUAAUACACGUUACUACACAUCC